Medioppia subpectinata is the source of this 973-nucleotide messenger RNA. The record is from the annotation of a GenBank genome assembly. NCBI's taxonomy places the organism in Eukaryota, Metazoa, Arthropoda, Arachnida, Sarcoptiformes, Oppiidae.
UUCAUUGAUUAGAUAAGGUUAAAUAUUUAUCGCACUUUAAAUUACGAGGUGUUUGUCUAUGCGAUGAUUAUUAUUGUGACUAAACAUUUGCUACACUUAUAAGUCAUUUUUAAAUCACACUUUUCUCUCUCACAGUCGCUGUCAUACCAUUCAAUUGGAUUUAAUUCACUGAUUAUAACCAUAAUCAAUGGCUCAUAUAUAUCAUCAGACUCAAUACAGACCGCCGGGUGUUUGGCAACAGGCCUAUAGCGGUCAAGUGCCCAGCGGUGGACCCGUUUUGGGCGGUAAUGACACUAAUGGCGAAGCGCUAUACGUUGGCCGAGCCGUACAGGAAGGGGACACCAUUCCCGGAAAGGUGGUUCCGUCACACGGUGUGUGUUACGUGGCGUACGGGGGCGCCGAACACGGCCACCGAGACUACCAGGUGCUGACCAAUCCGAGCGGCUCUAACCUGGUGUGGGUGCCGGCGGCCAACGGCGAGAUACCGCUCGGCGCCCUUCAGGGCGGCCAACAGAGCGACGGCCAGAAGUUGUUCAUCGGCCGCGCCUACCAUUCGGGCUCAAUGGUGUUGGGCAAAGUGCACCCUGGUCAUAAUACACUCUAUGUCUCGUACGAUGGCCAAGAGGUGCCGAUCCAUAACUACGAGGUCCUAGUCUGCAGAGAUGUCUGCCAUUAGUUGAUCUCUUAAAGUGAUUCAUGAUUUACAAGUUUUUGCCGUUUAUUAUAAUUAAUAUUUGAUUACUAUUUUUGCCGACAAUUUCAGACAAUAUGAUAAAUUCUUUCCACUUUUAUUUAAUUAUUAUUAUUAUCUGCUUUUUAUGACUAAAUAUUUUCUGAUAUAAAUGUUUUAGUUAUAUUUAAUUACAAUUAUUAUAAUUUUAAUUACAAAAAUCUGUUUUUUCUUUUUAUUGGACUUAUUCUAAGACUUUUUCUUUUGAAUAUAAACACUAAUAAAUAUUUAAUUUAAAAUAUU